AAGCGGUUCCCCUAGAUAUUUUUCACCGUCACGACCAGAGCAACAAAUGGUGAGAUGUGAGGAGUGACGAGAGUUUCUUCUAUCGUCAAAAAAAUGGCAUCAAUUUACACUCUUCAAUUCAAUUCCCUUUCUUUUUCUCAUCGAUUAUCUUCGAAUUUGGUGAAACUUAGAACUGAAUUUGAUUUAUGUGAUGGGCAACUGAGCUUCAACCGAUUAUCCAUUGCUCGAAACUUUGAAUUGAGAGCUGUGAGUUCCGAUGGCGACCACCCUGUCAAGACUGAAAGCGUUGCUGUUGCUGGGCAUUCGAAACGCCCAGUUGCCAAGUUUCAUGAAAUCGUUAGCUCUUUGCCUCAUGUAGCUUUCGUGAUGAAAAAAAAUGCUGGAAGUAGUUUUGCAAUUGGGUUGUUCUUUGCAACUGCAUUUUUGGUUAUUGUGGUGAGAGUAUACAUGUCAAGGAAGUCGAGGCACAGCCCUCCUGGCUCUGUAGCUGAUCUUGUUAGACGCGGCCAGUUGAGAUCUGAUAGAAGAGGCAUCUCACGGCCUCUUAAAUAUGAGGACCCUUUCAAUAAUCCAAUGGUGAAGGUGGGUAAGGGAAAUUCAACCGUAGAGAUGUGUGGAAAGGUUUAUCGAUUGGCUCCAGUUACUCUUACAGAACAGGAACAAGCUAUCCAUCAGAUGAGGAGGUCCCGAGCAUACCAGUGGAAGAGGCCUACAAUGUUCCUGAAAGAAGGUGACUCUAUACCUCCUGAUGUUGACCCUGAUACAAUCAGGUGGAUUCCCUCAAAUCAUCCUUUUGCAACAAUUGCCAGUGACAUUGAUGAAGACUUGGCACAGGACAAUAUGUAUCAAAAGCAUGGCGUUCCCUUUCGUAUUCAGGCUGAGCAUGAGGCACUGCAGAGAAAGCUCGAAAUGCUUCAAAGUGAACAAAAGCUUAAUAAAGUAGUGAUUGACUCUAGCAAUGCUAAAGAUUUUGAGAGACCAUUCAAGUUCAAUCAGAAGUCUCAUGAGCCUGCUGAACAGAAUCCCUUCAAUAUUCAAUCCGGUAAUUCAAGACCUCCUAAAUCAGAUCAAGCCCCAAAUACAGUUGGUAGUAAGUCAUCCUCAGAGGAAAUGCCGAAACCCUAAGCAACAUUGGGCUUCUGACAGUAAUGUCAUCCUUUUGAAAUGUAAUUGCUUUUCAGUGAACUUUGGUUUUUUUCAAUAUUACCAAAGAGUGUCUGGAUUACCAUUUAAAAUUGCAUCUCAGGUGUUAAAUUUGAGUUUAGCCUGCUCUAGAAUUCAGUUGUAAAUCAGAGGCAAGACUGUAAAUAGAACUGCAGUGUUUUACGUAUCCAGUUUGCUUAUGUAACCAAAAUAUUUUUUCACAGCAGUAUGGUUUAAGAAUUUCCGUUGCUAAUUUAUG
Molecule: messenger RNA, 1402 nt
Organism: Pistacia vera
Lineage: Eukaryota; Viridiplantae; Streptophyta; Magnoliopsida; Sapindales; Anacardiaceae
Product: protein MULTIPLE CHLOROPLAST DIVISION SITE 1
Exons: 5
Coding region: 94-1125 (343 amino acids)
Biological process (GO): chloroplast fission
Cellular component (GO): chloroplast inner membrane; chloroplast
Source: RefSeq, a predicted model, not a curated record